Molecule: messenger RNA, 912 nt
Organism: Contarinia nasturtii (swede midge)
Lineage: Eukaryota; Metazoa; Arthropoda; Insecta; Diptera; Cecidomyiidae
Product: proteasome subunit alpha type-6-like
Exons: 2
Coding region: 106-846 (246 amino acids)
Biological process (GO): ubiquitin-dependent protein catabolic process
Cellular component (GO): nucleus; proteasome core complex, alpha-subunit complex; proteasome core complex
Source: RefSeq, a predicted model, not a curated record
UUUAUUUUUGUUUGUCAUCAUUGUAGUCAUUAUUUGAGUAUUUUCAAGUUGUUGAAAAACAAAAGACUAUAUUUGAAGAGCCAAAACUUUUUAUUAAAAGUAAAAAUGUCACGCGGUAGUUCGGCUGGUUUUGAUCGUCAUAUUACAAUAUUUUCUCCGGAAGGUCGAUUAUAUCAAGUUGAAUAUGCCUUCAAGUCAAUCAAUCAAGAGGGUCUAACAUCAGUGGCCGUAAAAGGGCAAAAGAUUGCUGUGGUCGCCACACAGAAAAAAGUGUCUGAAAAGUUGAUUGAUCCAUGUACAGUGACUCAUCUCUUUCGCAUCACGAAAACAAUUGGUUGUGUGAUGACCGGUCGCAUUGCUGAUAGUCGAUCUCAAGUACAACGUGCCCGUUAUGAAGCUGCCAAUUGGCGUUAUAAGUAUGGUACAGAUAUUUCGGUCGAUGUUUUAUGUCGUCGAGUGGCUGAUAUUAACCAAGUGUACACUCAAAAUGCUGAAAUGCGCCCACUGGGAUGCAGUAUGAUACUAAUUGCAUACGAUGACGAAAAUGGAGCUUGUAUUUAUAAAACUGAUCCAGCUGGGUACUAUUGUGGUUUCCGCGCAGUUUCAGUUGGUGGAAAACAAACUGAAGCAAAUAGCUACUUGGAAAAGAAAUUGCGAAAACGUACUGACUUGAAGGAAAACGAAGUCAUUCAACUGGCAAUUUCAUGUAUGUCAACCGUUCUGGCAGUCGAUUUCAAACCGUCUGAAAUUGAAAUUGGUAUCGUCACUGAAAGCGAUCCAAUAUUCAAAACUUUAACUGAAGAAGAAAUUGACGUUCAUCUAACAGCAAUCUCAGAAAAAGAUUAAGAAACGCAUUUCUGUAAACCAUUUAUCUUCAAUAAAAACAAUAUUAAUGAAUGAAGAUUAUCGAAA